Molecule: messenger RNA, 864 nt
Organism: Aspergillus melleus
Lineage: Eukaryota; Fungi; Ascomycota; Eurotiomycetes; Eurotiales; Aspergillaceae
Product: SDR family NAD(P)-dependent oxidoreductase
Exons: 2
Coding region: 1-864 (287 amino acids)
Molecular function (GO): oxidoreductase activity
Source: RefSeq, a predicted model, not a curated record
AUGGACACUCCUAAACCGCAAACCCUGGCGGGCAAAAUCGCCAUCGUCACCGGCGCUUCAAGAGGUAUUGGUGCUGGCAUUGCUUUGGAUUUGGCGGAACGGGGCGCGAGGGUCGCAAUCACAUACACCUCCAACAGCAGCACGCCCCUCGCAACGACCCUCGUCAACCAAAUCAAUUCCCUCCCAAACCACACCACCUCCAACUUCCAACCCAGCGCCAUCGCCAUCCAAGCCGACCUCACCAUCCCCACCUCCGCCUCGCACAUCAUCACAACCACCCUCUCUGCAUUUCGUACAUCCACCAUCGACAUCCUGAUCAACAACGCCGCCGUAUCCACCCCCUCCCCCUUACCCAGCAUAACCCCGACUACAUACAGCGAGACCUUCAACCUGAACGUCCUCGCCCCGAUUCUCCUCACGCAAGCUAUCCUACCCUAUCUCCCGUCGCAACCCAAAGAUAAAACAGCCAACCCCGAAGCCAGUGCCCCCGCACCCCCCAGAAAGAAAGGCGGCGGCCGAAUCAUCAACAUCAGCUCCGUCGCCUCCCGCAGCGGCUUCCCCAACCUCUCUCUCUACAGCGCCUCGAAAUCCGCCCUCGAGGGCCUAACGCGCUGCUGGGCCACCGAGCUCGGCGUGGCCGGACACACCGUUAACGCGGUGAACCUGGGCCCCGUGCAGACGAGCAUGUUGGAUGGGAUUGAUCGGGGGCUGGUGAGUCGGCAGAUUGAGGAUACGCCGGUGGAUGGGGGACGGAUUGGGGAGGUGGGCGAUGUGACGCCGGUUGUGGGGUGGCUUUGUGCGGAGGAGAGUCGGUGGGUUACGGGGCAGGUUGUUUCGGUGUCGGGGGGGUGGAGAAUGUAUUAA